AUGGCCUUCACAUUCACUCUCCAACCACACGCAUUUCUCUCUCAAAACCCAAACUUUCUCUCUUUAAAACCCUCUUUCUUCAGACCCCACAAUUUAUUUCCUUCUCUCUCUAAAACCCCUUCAUUUCUUUCUCUCCACAACACAAUACACUCACCAUUUGCUAUUGGCCCAGAUGGAAAAUUCUACCCAAACACAGCAGACAAUGAACCACCUGAAGCACCAGAGGAUACAGCACAUGGAGUAUCAAAAUGGGAUCAAGUUCACAUCCAAGCUUCAAGAGCAAGAAAAGCUCAAGAAGAAGACUUCAAAAAGAAUCAAUCAACAUUUCUCAAAGCCAUUGCAGAUACUGAGGUAAAUCCCAAUUCUUUAAAUAGUGACGGUGAUGAUUUGUUUGGUGAGAUUGAUAAGGCCAUUAUAAUGGAAAGACAAGAACUUGUUAAACAAGGACUGUUAAAACCUAAAGAUAUUAGAGGAAGUAGUGAUGUUGUGGAAGGUAUUGAAGAGUUAGAGCCUGAAGAGGUAGUGGAUUUGGAGGAGAUUGAUGAGCUAACAGGGUUGACUGUGAUUGAUACUGAGAGUGAUGAUGAAGGUUCCAGUGGGUUUGAUGUGGGUGCGAGUGAAAAGAGCGGAAAAAGCAAUGUUGGGGCGUCAUUAGAUGAAAAGAGUUUUGAUUUGGAUUUUGAUAGUUCAGGGAAAUUGAAAGUGAAUAUUGUAGAACCAAAGUUUAGAAUGAGUUUAGCUGAGCUUUUGGAUGAGAGUAAAGUGGUGCCAGUUUCUGUUUUGGGUGAUUUGGAGGUGGAGAUUACUGGUAUACAGGAUGAUUCGAGAGUGGUGAGUGCUGGUGAUUUGUUUGUUUGUCGUGUUGGGAUGAAGACUGAUGGACAUUUGUAUUUGAGCGAGGCUGAUAAGAGAGGUGCUGUUGCUGUUGUGGCUAGUAAGGAGAUUGAUAUCGAAGAGACUUUGGGGUGUAAGGCUUUGGUGAUCGUGGAGGAUACUAAUGCUGUUUUGCCUGCAUUGGCUGCAGCAUUUUAUAAGUUUCCUUCAAAGAAUAUGGCCGUGAUUGGGAUAACUGGGACGAAUGGGAAAACAACGACAGCAAAUCUGGUUAAAGGGAUGUAUGAGGCGAUGGGGUUGAGAACUGGAAUGUUGAGUACGGUGGCACAUUAUAUACAUGGGGAUCAUAAGCUGGAGGCACCUAACACAACCCCAGGUGCCAUUUUGGUUCAGAAUUUGAUGGCUAAGAUGCUACAUAAUGGAACUGAAGCUGUUGUGAUGGAGGCUACUUCCCAGGGACUGGCUCUAGGGAGGUGCAAUGAGAUUGAUUUUGAUAUUGCUGUUUUCACCAAUUUGACAAGGGAACAUUUGGAUUUCCAUGGGACAGAGGAGGAAUAUAGGAAUGCAAAGGCUAAGUUGUUUGCUUGGAUGGUGGACCCAGAAAGGCAUAGGAAAGUUGUUAACAUUGAUGACCCAAAUGCACCUUUCUUUAUUGCUCAAGGGAACCAAGAGGUGCCAGUUGUGACCUUUGCUAUGGAAAAUAAAAAUGCAGAUGUUCAUCCCUUGAAGUUUGAGCUCUCCCUGUUUGAGACACAGGUUUUGGUUAAUACACCCCACGGGAUUUUGGAGAUUUCGUCAGGAUUGCUUGGGAGGCAUAAUAUCUACAAUAUUCUCGCAGCUGUGGCAGUUGGGAUUGCAGUUGGUGCACCAUUGGAAGACAUUGUUAGAGGGAUUGAAGAGAUAGAUGCAGUACCUGGUAGGUGUGAGUUAAUUGACGAGGAGCAGGCCUUUGGGGUGAUUGUGGAUUAUGCUCAUACACCUGAUGCCCUAUCUAGACUACUUGAUUCCGUAAGGGAGCUUAGGCCUAAAAGAAUCAUCACAGUUAUUGGUUGUGGUGGCGAGAGAGACAGAGGGAAGAGACCAAUAAUGACAAAAAUUGCAACUGACAAAAGUGAUGUGACAAUUCUGACAUCUGACAAUCCAAGGGGUGAAGAUCCAUUGGACAUAUUGGAUGACAUGUUGGCUGGCGUAGGAUGGUCAAUGCAGGAGUAUCUGAAACAUGGAGAGAAUGAUUAUUACCCUCCUCUUCCAAAUGGCCAUCGUCUGUUUUUGCAUGAUAUUAGACGAGUAGCCGUACGUUGUGCCGUUGCCAUGGGUGAAGAAGGGGAUAUGGUUGUAGUUGCUGGUAAAGGUCAUGAAACGUAUCAGAUUGAAGGUGACAAAAAAGAAUUCUUUGACGACCGGGAAGAGUGCAGGGAAGCAUUGCAGUAUGUUGAUGAGCUUCACCAAGCUGGGAUAGACACAAGUGAAUUCCCAUGGCGUAAGUUGAUAGUGUGUGGAUUACUGGGACAUAGAAGUACCAUGAACUUGAUGCAUAAGGAAAAGAAAAGAACAUUUUUAUAUAUCUCAUGUUUUUUUCUUCUCGCCUCUGCUGCCACAGGUUACCAGAAAGCCAUUGAUUUAGUUUCAGAGAGGAGAAUUGAAGGAAGAGAGUGCUUUGUGGCUGGAAAGAUCUCCACGGUGCAAUACUUGAUGAAAGCUUCCGAGAGGGUUAGGACUGCAUGGAAAUGGAAUACUGAUUGUACGGAGGAAUCCUUUGAUGUGUAUACCAAAUUGGUUUUUGUCUACGUAUUUGAUUCCUAUGUAAUGAGAUGGUGGUGCAUUUCAAUGUUCUGUUUCCUCUCCUUGUUGAGGCUGAAUGUGAAGGUUGGAAGUUGCUAG
This is a messenger RNA of Dovyalis caffra, 2715 nucleotides long. Lineage: Eukaryota; Viridiplantae; Streptophyta; Magnoliopsida; Malpighiales; Salicaceae. The record is from the annotation of a GenBank genome assembly.